CAGCUAGCGCCGCAAAGAAUGUUGUACGUAAGAGCAAGGCUUUGCGGUAGAGGAAGUGGAACAUCGCAGCACGGAGAGUCUUUUCCGGUCUCUCAGCAGACAUGGCGAACCCGAUCAGUAAGAAAAGGAAGUUCGUCGCGGAUGGAGUCUUUAAGGCCGAACUCAAUGAGUUCCUUAGGAGAGAACUGGCCGAAGACGGCUACUCUGGCGUGGAAGUCCGGGUCACGCCGCAAAACACAGAGAUCAUCAUCCUAGCGACCCGGACCCAGUCCGUGCUCGGUGAGAAGGGACGAAGGAUCCGAGAACUUACCUCAGUCGUGCAGAAGAGGUUUAACUUCCCCGAAGGCACCGUGGAGCUGUAUGCAGAGAAGGUGGCAUCUCGUGGCCUCUGUGCCAUCGCCCAGUGCGAGUCCCUGCGCUACAAGCUGAUUGGAGGCUUGGCUGUGCGAAGAGCAUGCUAUGGUGUGCUUCGCUUCAUCAUGGAGAGCGGCGCCAAGGGCUGUGAGGUGGUGGUCUCUGGCAAGCUGCGUGGCCAGCGAGCCAAGUCCAUGAAGUUCGUGGAUGGGCUCAUGAUCCACAGUGGAGAGCCAACAAACGACUAUGUCGAGACUGCGGUGCGUCACGUGCUGCUGCGGCAAGGUGUCUUGGGAAUCAAAGUAAAGAUCAUGCUGCCGUGUGAUCCCAAUGGCAAGCUUGGUCCCAAGAGGCCACUCCCUGACCACGUCUCCAUCAUGGAGCCUAAGAAGGAGCCCAAGAAGGACGCGUCUGGCCUUGACUACGCUGAAAAGGCAGCUGGGGACAAGGCCGCUGCCCUGUCUGCCCCUGCCUAAGCAAUGGCUCUC
Molecule: messenger RNA, 842 nt
Organism: Rhipicephalus sanguineus (brown dog tick)
Lineage: Eukaryota; Metazoa; Arthropoda; Arachnida; Ixodida; Ixodidae
Gene: RpS3
Product: 40S ribosomal protein S3
Exons: 4
Coding region: 102-830 (242 amino acids)
Biological process (GO): positive regulation of apoptotic signaling pathway; translation
Cellular component (GO): nucleus; cytosolic small ribosomal subunit
Molecular function (GO): structural constituent of ribosome; RNA binding
Source: RefSeq, a predicted model, not a curated record